ACGUGACAUAAGAUCAAAUGCUUUAGAUGUCAUGAGCCGACAGCCAGAUGAUGGAAAGGGAUCGCUUUGAGAAGUCUAUCUUACUUUGCCAUGGAUGUCUUUCUUUUUUAAAGAAGUUCAGAGAAACCUUUAUUUUCUGGUAAUCGUCAACAGAAAUGUUUGACAUGUGACAGCAUUACUUUCUCUGGACUACAAAUGAGAAGCUAAAAAUCACGACUUAAACCAGCUUUAAAAGGACUUGGGACUUGAAUCCAGGCUGUGUUUUUUUCUGUUUUUUUGAUUAUACAAUUUCUUUUUAAUUAAAUGUGCGGUUAAAACGACUUCAUAAACAGCAGAAUGGAGAACCCCGACGUGCUCCUUCAGGCGUUCAGACAGUUACACAGCAUGGAGGUAAACACAGACGUAAGUUCAGACCAACAGCCAGAGCAGCAGAAUGUGACCCAGCUUGACUCCUUCGAGGGGCCACUGGAGCCAAAGAUCGCCCCCCCAACGCUGGCCCUCAUCGAGCCUCGCAUACAGCAGCUACAAAACAGGCGCUUCCUUCUGCUUAAGCUGCAAAACUUAAGAGUCAAGAAAAAUGACAAUAGUGACGGACCCACAGAGGAAUUGACCAGUGAGGACAGUGACAAACUGUGUGAGCUGGAAGCCAUCCAGAGGGAGCUGGAGGUGCUGCAGGUCCAAAUGGAGGAGUUGAGAAAACAAGACAAGAGCUCCAAAUCCAGCAAUGGCACUUCUUGGACAACCAUCCCUCUCAGUCAACAGGAAACAAGUCCCACUAUUCAUUAUACUAGGAAACCCCUCGGUGGGGUCUACAUGCUGCCACCUCUCCAGCGGACACAGGAGGACAUUACACCUGCCACAGAAAGACCAACAGGCCCAGUCGUUCCAGUGGACAGUCUGGGUCAAAUGGCAGCUGUCACUCAGUGUCCAUCGUGUCAUGAGGUCGUCUUCACAGAAACCCAUGAAAAAGUUGGAGAGGCUGUGUGGACGCUUUCCUGCUUCUGCAUCAUGUUUGGGUGCAUCGCAGGCUGCUGCUUGAUCCCUUUCUUCAUGAACCGUCUGAGGAACGUCCCCCACAAGUGUCCAAACUGUCAGGCACACAUACACACCUACCGGCCAAUCUGAAAAAGAGGUUAAAGUUUCAUCAGCCUGAAUCUGACUUGGACAGUAAGAUAUCAUGUCUUCUAUACAGGAGAGACUGUUUCCUGUGGAACAAUGUUCAUAUUUGCUUUUCAUCUGGAUGAGAACUUAUUUUACUUGUUGACUUUUUCUUGGCUCAACUGAUGAUGUACAUUUGCCUGGAGGCGACUAACAGCGCUGAUAUGAACUGCAUAAAGGUUCAGGUAUAUUUAUUUAAACAUGGCUCUAUGACUGCCAUGAUCUUGUCAUGUCGCUGUUAUGACUUGCUGUCAAAGACAGCCUCAGUUUUGCCUGCGAGACAUCUGAAUAUCACGGACUUCAUGCGGGCAUUCACCUCGACUGUUAUGGAAACACCGCUCACUUCAAUAAGUUGUGAGAAUGCGUCAGAACACUGAUGCCCAGAUUUAAAGCAGCCUCUUUGCUGCUGAUGUCAGACUAUAGCUAUGUGGUUUGUCUGUAGGAGGGAGGAAAAUGUUUGACUACAUCCAUUAUCAAACAGGAAUAUGGAAAUACAUCCGAGGCAUUAUGCAAACACUCACCUCUAAACAAACAAGUCCACCAUAGAAGACUGUCAUCCAAAACCUGGUCCAAUGUGUGAUGGCUUUUCUCUUCGUUCUUCUCUUCUUCUGUGAACAAAGCUAUUUCACACUUUAUGAUGUGAAUUGUUUUGGUAUUCACUUCUACGACAGGUGUUCACAGUACACCAUUUUAUUAUUGACACAUAAAGGCAUACAGUACUUAUAUACAUCUUUUGGAAUAUUUACAAAAUAGAGAACCCAUGGAUGUUACACAUGUAUAAAAAUAUGCAUUACAUCUAUAUAAAUAUGUACACAAUGUGCAAAACAAAUGGCAUACAAACAACAAGAGGCGUGGCAUGGGUGGUGGAGAUACAGAGGAUGGUGUCCUUCCAAUAAUGUCCCGUGAAUUUCAGUUUUAAUAAUAAAAAUGUAGUUCUGUUCUGUGGUCCAGCUUCUCCACCUGAAGAUGUUCAAUGUUCACAUGAUGUUGAACAAGGGAAUGAAGACAAGCAGACGAGCUGAUAUGGGAAAGCCUGAGCCAACACCUUUACCUCCAUUUGGUACAAAGUAAAGAAGCUGACAGGAACCUUCAGACUAACAGUGUUUCCAAAAAAAACCCUCUAACAUCACGAGGGUUAUUCAAAAUAAACCACAACUUAACCACUCA
Labrus mixtus (cuckoo wrasse) is the source of this 2325-nucleotide messenger RNA. RefSeq lists its product as uncharacterized. Gene Ontology annotation, molecular function: zinc ion binding. NCBI's taxonomy places the organism in Eukaryota, Metazoa, Chordata, Actinopteri, Labriformes, Labridae. The coding region runs from base 337 to 1125 and encodes 262 amino acids. The record is from RefSeq and is a predicted model, not a curated record. The transcript has 5 exons.